UUAAGUUUUCUUACUUAACCCAUUAAGGACUUAAUCCAUUAAGUCCUUUACUCUACUAGAUCAAUGAUAUGGAGAAAUUGGGCUUAAUACACAAUCCAAUCUCAAUAGCCCAAAAGUGGGUCCAAUAAGUCUAAGGCCCAAUUACUCACAAUUAGGGUUUCCACUCAAACAUGGCCCAAUAGGCCCAAAACUAAUCCUUAAGCCCAUUAGGGUUUUGCUUGUGGGGCACCACCCACUACCCACCUCGGGUAGUGGUGGUCAAUGGCGGCUCACGGCGGCGGCCACCACCUUACGGUGGUGGUUAUUAUUAUUUUUAUUAUUCAAUGCUAAUUACAGUUACAAGCUUUUAAUCCACAAAUAAACACACACACACACUAACUACUCUAACACACCAGCCACCCUAGUGGUGGCCGGCGGUGGCUCGGGGUGGCAGCCACGACACGUAUGGUGGUGUGGUUUUUCUUCAUUUUUCGGCCAACAAAACACUCUAAUCAAAAGAAAUACAGCCACACCCAAACUACAAUAAACACACCACACCUUUUUUCUGGAGUAGUAACACAGCCACCCACCUAAGGCGUUGGCGGUGGCAGAAUCCCCGAGACGCGGCAGCAACGUCGCACCUCAGCUGCACGGAGUGGGCGGCGGCCACACGUCUUUGGGCAAAUGAUGGCGAAGGAUGGUCGGAACGACGCCGGAACAGUCGAGUCGGACCAUGAGCACAUCAGAAAAGAAGAAGAAGGAGGAGGAUGGAGGAAAAAUGGUGACGCACACACACCCGGAAACCACGCCGUCAACUGCCCUCAUCCGGAGAUAAAAGUUGUUACGCUCGGUGGCUCGGCUGGUCGGAAAAGCGCAAGCAAAUGGCGACUGCGACUGGGGUGCUCACGCAUGGCGACUGAGGUGCUCACCGGAGGGGGGUUUGCUUCUUCUAACCACGACGUCGGGAAGUCCCAAUGGCGUUCCAUUGGCACGGUUGCAAGCGGCAGCCGAGCUUGUCAUCACCGGCAACGGGGAGCGGCUGGGAGAGGGAGGUAUAAGGGUGGCGGCUGA
This is a messenger RNA of Lactuca virosa, 1050 nucleotides long. Lineage: Eukaryota; Viridiplantae; Streptophyta; Magnoliopsida; Asterales; Asteraceae. The record is from the annotation of a GenBank genome assembly.